AUGACGUUGGGUCCUCAGCUGCUUCAUGCUGCGUUCUAUGGUCGCAUCGACGACGUCCAGCACCUGCUCAAGGAAGGCGCUGACGUCCACUGGACCAACGAGAAUGGAGUGACGCCGAUCUACGCUGCUGCAGAGAGAGGACACGACAUCGUCGUCAAGACGCUCCUCGGCGCCAACGCAGCUGUGGAUCGAGCUAAAAUCGAUGGAGCGACGCCGCUGUUUGUUGCUGCACAAAACGGACAUGACAUCGUCGUCAAGACGCUUCUCGGCGCCAACGCAGCUGUGGAUCAAGCGAUGAACGAUGGAGUGACGCCACUGUAUAUUGCUGCAUUCAACGGACACGGCAUCGUUGUCAAGACGCUUCUCGACGCCAACGCAGCUGUGGAUCAAGCUAGAAACGAUGGAGCGACGCCGCUGUAUAUUGCUGCAGAGAAAGAACAUGAAGUCGUCGUCAAGACGCUCCUCGGCGCCAACGCAGCUGUGGAUCAAGCUAAAAACGAUGGAGCGACGCCGCUCUUUAUUGCUGCACAGAACGGACACGACAUCGUCGUCAAGACGCUUCUCGGCGCCAACGCAUCUGUGGAUCAAGCGAUGAACACUGGAGUGACGCCGCUAUACAUUGCUGCAUUCAACGGACACGACAUCGUUGUCAAGACGCUCGUCGGCGCCAGCGCAGCUGUGGAUCAAGCUUGGAACGAUGGGAGAACGCCGCUGACGAUUGCGUGUGAGUAUGGUCAUAAAUCAGUUGUGAAAGUCCUACUCAAGGCGAAGGCGCGUGUAAACCAAGCUAUGAACGAUGGUGACACCCCACUAAUGAUGGCGACGCUACCCGGUCAUCUCGAUAUUGUGCAACGUCUUCUCGACGCUGGCGCAAACGUGAACCAGAGUCUCCAAGCGGGUGCAACGCCGCUUCUACUGGCCGCUCAGUUUGGCCACGACGAUGCGACUCGCGCCUUGCUGCGUCACCACCCCAACCUCCAAGCCACCGAUGCCGACGGCAACACGGCGCUCUCGAUGGCCACGCAGCGUGGGCACGCGACUAUUGUCCGUCUUCUGGAAGAGUAUAUCAGCACCAACCCGGGUCCUCAACCAACGCCACCAGCUCAAGGAUCUGUCAAUGAGAAGAAGAAGAUGGAGCUUGUGCAAGCAGUGGUCGCGGGCCAUGUUGCUGCCACCAAAGCACUUUUGGAUCAAGGCGUUGAUGCGCGCGUCACGAACGAGUUUGGCGACGGUCUUCUGCACCUUGCGGUGCGCCAUGGCCACACGCAGCUGCUUCAGAUGCUCUUGGGCUGCUCCGACGCGUCAUUGGUCGCCUGCAACAAGGAUGGCGAGACGCCUCUGGUGCUCGCGAUCAAGCUGCGUCAUCGCCGGUUCCCGCACCAAAUUUACAGCAGCUCUCAUCAAAUCGCCGACGAUGUGCCAGCGACAGCGAUCUACAUUGAUGCCAACAGCCUCCUUGGCGACGGCGCCAAAAUCAACGUCAUGCAAACGUACGAUGCUUCUUCAUCCCUCAAAGCGGUCUCGGGGCAGUACAGUGACAACCCCAAGCUCGUGCUCGAGUACAUAGACGGCGGCAACCUCCGCCAAUACCUCGACAAGAAGCGCAAGGGCGAAGCGACAGAGGUCGAGUACUCGACGCUCGAUAUUGCGUGGGUCAUUGCCAACGCUUUGGCCGACCUCCACCGGAAUGGCUUUAUGCACCGCGACCUCAAGAGCCGCAACGUGCUUCUCUCGUCCACAAACUACAUCAAGGUGGCCGACUUUGGCCUCACGAGGGAAAUUGACCCCAACAUGACGGUUGGGGCUGGUACGUGUGCGUGGACCGCGCCCGAGGUGUUUGGGGAGAGCGGCUCGUACAACUAUGCGGCCGACAUUUACUCGUUUGGCGUCAUUUUGACCGAGCUCGAGACGCUCCAGGUGCCGUAUGCAGGCAUGACCCGCAACGACAUUACCGCCGGCGUUUGCAGCGGCCGGUUGCGUCCGUCGGUGAGCUCCAACUGCGCGCCGUGGUUCAAGGCGCUCGUUGACGACUGCUUGUCGUUCGACCCGACGAAGCGCCCGACCGCCAUUGCGAUCAUCGACCGUUUGUUGCUGCAGGAAAAGGCUCUUGUUGGUCGAGAGCCGGUCGCCGAGCCCGAGUGGUACGAACGAUCCAGUGGUUCUCACCAUCUCAUGGUGGUCCAUUAG
Messenger RNA from Saprolegnia parasitica CBS 223.65, 2187 nucleotides. RefSeq names its product TKL protein kinase. The record is from RefSeq and is a predicted model, not a curated record. Bases 1 to 2187 code for a protein of 728 amino acids. Lineage: Eukaryota; Oomycota; Saprolegniomycetes; Saprolegniales; Saprolegniaceae. The transcript has 18 exons. Gene Ontology annotation, molecular function: ATP binding; protein kinase activity; protein binding. Gene Ontology annotation, biological process: protein phosphorylation.